AUGGUGACACCACGUUUUGAUGUGAACGGAGCAUUGGUUGUUGAGCACUUGAAUAUUGCCCAGCAGAAGGUGAACUUGGUGGAUGUAAAGUCUAAAUGGCCGCAUCUAAAGGAAAUAGACAUACCGGAAGCGAGUAGUUGUGAUGUUUCGUUACUUAUUGGUAGUGACUGUCUAGACAUUAUCUUACCCAUUGAGACACGAUGUGGUCCUAGAGGAACUCCAGUUGGAAUUCGUACAAAGCUUGGUUGGACGAUAACUGGACCUCUUUCGGGUUAUAUGCGGACAUCCGAGGGUAUCUUCCAUACUUAUGUUCGUUCACCUGAUGAAGAGCUUCACAACCAAGUAAAGUUGUGGUGGCGUACUGAGGAAUUUGGAUGCAAGUAUGACGUGGAAACCCAAAGGUCGGUUGAGGAUGAGUCACAAUGGCCGGAAGACGUUACAAACCGAGUGGUCAACGAUAACAUUCCAGAUGUUGUUACUGAAAGCGAUGUUCAGUUUACCGGAAAAGUGACGACUCAGAGUGAACCGGAAGAACUAGUUAACCUUGCCAGAUACUCUUCGUAUUCUCGCGCGUUGACUGUUAUGGUGUAUGUACAACGAUUUCUGCGUAAUUGCAAAGUACCCGUGUCUGAAAGAACGUUUGGUAGUCCGUUAGUCGAAGAACUCGAAAAAGCAAAGAAAACUCUGAUUCGCCAAGAGCAAAUUAAAACAUUCACUUCGGAAUUUAGAGAGCUUAAACGUGGACGUCCUGUGCACAAGCAAAGUAAAUUAGUAUCUUUGACACCCUUCUUAGACGAAGAUGACAUAAUACGCGUUGGUGGUCGCAUUGGAAAGGCUGCUAUACCUUUUGUUACUCGGCAUCCGAUCUAUUGGAUUCUAGUGGUGAUCUAA
This is a messenger RNA of Paramuricea clavata, 891 nucleotides long. NCBI's taxonomy places the organism in Eukaryota, Metazoa, Cnidaria, Anthozoa, Malacalcyonacea, Plexauridae. The record is from the annotation of a GenBank genome assembly.